This is a messenger RNA of Prunus armeniaca (apricot), 429 nucleotides long. The record is from the annotation of a GenBank genome assembly. NCBI's taxonomy places the organism in Eukaryota, Viridiplantae, Streptophyta, Magnoliopsida, Rosales, Rosaceae.
AUGCUAAAUGUGGGUUUGCUCAUUAAUGUAAGGACAAAUGUGGCUGGAAAAGUGCAAAUGCUAACUAGUGCACUUGUGAAUGUGGCUGGCAUGGGUUCAUUAGUUAUUGACACAACUAAAGGAAGGAAAUUCAUUAGAGAAGUGAUGUAUCUCUUUUGGCAGUGGUGUUUUCUCUUGGGCUUCAGUCAAGCAAAAUGUGUUGCAUUGUCUACUGCAGAGGCAGAGUACAUCAGUGCAUCAGAAGCCACUGCACAUGCCAUUUGGCUUAGAUUUGUGUUAGAAGAUUUUGGAGAACUUCAGAUAGAAGCAACUCCAUUGCAGUGUGACAAUACAUCUGCAAUUUCCAUUACUAAGAAUCUUGUGUUUCAUCAGAAGACAAAGCAUAUUGAUAGAAGGUAUCACUUCAUCAAACCAUUAGCCAAGGAUUGA